Messenger RNA from Danio rerio (zebrafish), 905 nucleotides. NCBI's taxonomy places the organism in Eukaryota, Metazoa, Chordata, Actinopteri, Cypriniformes, Danionidae. The record is from RefSeq and is a predicted model, not a curated record.
GAACAAUUGCUGUAGGCUUGGAUUGAGCAUCUGACUGCAUGUUGACGUGCAUCUGCAAACCAGUAUGGCUUCAAAUGAAACAAAUGCGCUUCAGGAAAUGCUUAAAAAUAUUGAUUUUGAGGAGCUCAUCCUGGCAUUCUGCUUGUCAAUGUUAAUCGGUCUGCUCAUCGGGAUCUUGAUUUUCCUCCUCCUCACAUGGAUGUCAAGAACCAGAGCUUCGGUCAGGAUGAUCAGACAUCAAACCCAGUCUUCAGAAUCGAAAGGCUGUCACCUCAAACACUACAAGAGUCACGGCUUUGAUAAGAACAGUGAAUAUGCUGGAAGAGCUGCUUUAAAUCUGCACAGGCAAACGUCUGUAGACCCCAACGAGCUGCUGGGAAGGAGCCCCAGCUUUCAGAACUCCACUUUUCGGCCACCUGUAAAAAAGACUAAAAAGAGCAGCGAUGAAAUGGAGGAUGAUAAUCAAGCAGCUUUACUUCCUAACAUCACAGAUCCAUUUAGUAUGGAGCCAGCUGAGUCCUUCUGGCUGGGGAAAGGCAGUUUAAGAGGUUUUCUGCCCAGACAGACUCCGCCACCUGCAUAUGACAGUGUCAUUCACAUCUUUCAGGAGACAUGUACCUGACUGCAAUGUGAAUACAGACUAUGGACCUGCGAAAAAUUUUACAUAAAUCACAAAACAUGGAUUAACCACAACAAAAGGAGAGAAAAUCUAACAGAAGCCUUGAGAAGGAUCUGACUUACUUAUUUGCAUUACUAACCCUUUGCAAUAAGGUGCCAUUUGUUAAAGGGAUAAUUCACCCAAAAAUGAAAAUGUCCUUAUUGUUUACUCCACAUCAAGUGGUUCUAUACUUCAAUGAGCUUCUUUAUUCUGUUGAACACUAAAAUAAUAAAUUUUGACGAAAGUU